Messenger RNA from Eruca vesicaria subsp. sativa (arugula), 462 nucleotides. Lineage: Eukaryota; Viridiplantae; Streptophyta; Magnoliopsida; Brassicales; Brassicaceae. The record is from the annotation of a GenBank genome assembly.
AUGCGGGUCGUCUCCUCCUCGUUUGAGUCUAGAGUGUUCCGGUGUUAUCUGGAUGCAGUCCGCGAGUUGUGCCUUUCGCCUUUGGUUCUCAAAGACGACAACCGGUGUUGCGAGUCUAGGUCGUUUUUCCUUGCUCGUUCCAGUGUCAUGGUUGGCCAAAGUACAUAUCCCAGUACUGAUCGAAGGUCACUUGAUCCUUGGUUGGUAGUGUUCUUGGCUGGUUUGUGCAGGUAUGGUUGUCUUCGACCCUUUUCUCCUUUGGUCGUCUUGUGCUUAAUGGACAAUGAAGAAUACAGCUUGGCAAGAUCAUCGAUAACCAGCUAUUUCAGGCGACGUCUUGGGGACUCCGGCAUCCGAGAGCCACCGCAAGAAGUUGCAGUGUCCAUUUCCAUCGAAGAUGACGAUGCAGUUCCGGCGAUCUGUUCUUCAGCAAUAGUGAUUCCAGGGGAAGACGAUAUGUAA